CGUAACUCUACAUGGUGUCGGAGUCGGGCUCGUCCACAGUAGGAUCCAAUUCUGGCAUCUUCCUGAAGAUCGACCGAACGUCACUUUUCACCCAACCUCGACGGCCCCAACAGCUCUCUCGAACGCAAAAGAAAACAAAAAAGCAAAAUCUCUCGAACCCUCACGACAACUCGAACCUCCCUAUAAAUGCCCCUCCCCUCAUCCGACUCAUCAUCAUCGAUCACCCAUCGAAAAACAAAACGCGACCGCGACCGAGUCGAAAAAACAUUCGGCCUUCCACGCGAACCAAAUCAAAUUAACAUGUCGGUCUGCCCAUUCGGAUUCGGGUCCCGCAGCGCUUACGACCCGUUAACCUCCUUCGACCUCUGGGAACCCUUCGCCUCCAUGUUCCCGUCCGAAACCUCCGCCUUCGUCAACGCCCGCGUCGACUGGAAGGAGACCCCCGAGGCGCACGUGCUCAAGGCAGACCUCCCCGGCCUCAAGAAGGAGCACGUGAGGGUGGAGGUGGAGGACGGUCACGUGCUCCAGAUCAGCGGGGAGAGGAGCAAGGAGAAGGAAGACAAGAACGACAGGUGGCACAGGGUGGAGAGGAGCAGCGGGAAGUUCGUGAGGAGGUUCAGGCUGCCGGAGAACGCGAAGAUGGAUCAGGUGAAGGCGACGAUGGAGGACGGGGUGCUGACCGUCACGGUGCCGAAGGCGGAGGUGAAGAAGCCUGAGGUGAAAUCCAUUGAGAUCUCCGGCUGAUGGUGAUGACCGACGAAGACGAUCGACGUGUAGCCGUGGUGUGCUUUGUACGUAUCCCCCAUUAAUUAACUAAGAAGCUGGUUCAGUUGGAGAAGUUUGGGGUGGGGGGGACCGAAUAAGGAACGUGUGUUGAGUCUGCGUUUGAUUUGCUUGCCCCGUACGUGUGUUUAUAUAGUUGUUUGAGUCAGUUUGUGUCUUUAUGGUCUGUUUUGAAAUAAAAAAGAGAUAUAUAAUCGUUAAUUAUAACGCGUUUUCU
Molecule: messenger RNA, 1000 nt
Organism: Asparagus officinalis (garden asparagus)
Lineage: Eukaryota; Viridiplantae; Streptophyta; Magnoliopsida; Asparagales; Asparagaceae
Product: 18.1 kDa class I heat shock protein-like
Exons: 1
Coding region: 187-744 (185 amino acids)
Biological process (GO): protein complex oligomerization; response to salt stress; response to heat
Source: RefSeq, a predicted model, not a curated record